UAAUCGGGACUGACCAACAGUUCUUCGCGCCACACCGCAGUGUUCAUUGCGCUAUCAACAAUAACACAGGGUGUUAGAAGUAACCGUGCUGCGAUCGAAUGUUGUGAAUCGUUCCUCUGAAUCGCACGAAACGUUAACUAUCUACAAAAAGAUGAAGACCCAGUGGAGGACUAUAGCCAUUUUUUCUCUGUGCAUUGCAAACGUGGUGGUUGCGAAUGAAGUUCCACCGUCAGAAAAUGCAGCCGAAGAACCUCCGGAAGGUUACUACGCUUUUGUGGAAUCACCCAAUGCGGAACCUCCACGUCUGAGGCCACCAUCUUAUUCAUUUGCCCCUGUCGACUGCAAAGAGGAUGAUCUUAAGAGCCCUCACGCGUCUCCCUUUAAUUUAUGUGGAGAUCUAAACAAAGGGACUAUUCCUAGAAAUCCUAUGGGGCAGAAUGUGUUGGGUUCUCCCUAUCCUUUCGCCCUCAUCAGAAACAUGACACUGAAAUACCUAAGCCGAACAUUACCAAUUCUUAAGGCGGACGAAACAUUACCCAAAGUUGCGCAGCUCCAAGAUGACCUCAUUUCACAAAAUACAAUAACACCAUUCCACACGAACGACCGAGUUAAGAGAGACACUAGGACGGCAAACCAAACCACAGACAAACAAACCUCCAAGAAUGCCACUUCUACCCCAGAAACCAAAGAGCGGAAAGGACGUAAAUUCUGCGACCAGGGAGGACUCUUCUGCAUGUUGUAUAAAGCCAUCAACGGAGAACCUUACACUACGACCACCGUUACCCAGCAGUCUUCGCAGCUUCCAGUGGAAAGAAGAGACGAGGUUGUGCAACCGAGGUAUGAAGGACCUCCGACUCCUUGUCCUGCGAAAGUGGAAUAUGCUACUCCUGUUUUUGCGAAGAACUAUCAAGGGGUGUGGAGAUACGUGGUUCAGAUUCCGUACGAAGGGUACUUCACGCAGACAGUUGAAGUAACGAGAUGUUUGCAAUCACGUUGCCACUAUUUAGAUGGUGGGUGCUUGUCUUCUCCACGAUGGUCGAGUCUCUUGGUUGCAGAAAUUUAUUAUCCUGAUACCGUUUUGAGUAACAGUGAUACCGUGAAUCCACCCAGAAGUCCGGUGGCGGCGUCGCAACCACCUUCAGUACAAGAUUUUCAGAAUUAUCAGCAAUAUCUCCACAAGAGGGCGGGUCUUCAAGCUGCCCCUAUUGACUCCUCCACAACUUCCAGGCCCACUCAUUGUGACGGCGUAGACGCUCUUGGCUGCUUCCAAGUGCGACUUUACUACGACUGGUUCCUGAUCCCAGGUUCUUGUAAGUGCUGGAGACCAGACUACUUCAACAAAUACGUCAGGAGGAAAUCUACCACUAGCGAUCUCUAAUUUUCACAGUUGUUUAACGAAAUCACAAUCGAGAGACUGUAUUAUUUAUAGACCACAGUUAUCCUUAGCAAUGUAAAUUAUGAAGGGUAUAUUUUUCUAAAAAAUGUAGCGUACGUCUAGUCUAUAUUUUGACACAGAAGAUAAUUUUUUGAAGAAAUGGGUCUGGGGUAAUGUGAACCAUUAAAACAUUAUAGGUAAUUUCGUCUUGUGAUAUCACACCUCCUGGAGUGGAAAUGAGUGAGUUUAAUCGAAAUGUUAUUAAAAACCUCCAGUAUGUUUUAUUUAUUGUUUGUGCUACAAAAUCGCACAGUAGAUAUUGAGGCAGCACUAGGUUUAAUUUUGUGGUAUCAUAUACACAUAUACUUUUUAACUUUCAUUGGCUUGCACAAUAUAGGCUCAUGAAGGUAAAAGAAGUAACGUUUAUGUGACGGUUUUUGUUACAAUGCUGACACGAAACAAAGUAAUUUGAUUGAUGUUUGAAUUAAAUUGCUGUGUUUCUUCCAAGGGGUAGGUAAAGGUUGCGGAGUUAUUUCGCACAUAAUGUAUAAAACAAUUGUAAAGAUGUCUCGAUAAUAAACUGUUACUUAGA
This is a messenger RNA of Zophobas morio, 1967 nucleotides long. RefSeq lists its product as uncharacterized. Lineage: Eukaryota; Metazoa; Arthropoda; Insecta; Coleoptera; Tenebrionidae. Gene Ontology annotation, biological process: central nervous system formation; innate immune response. Gene Ontology annotation, molecular function: growth factor activity; Toll binding. The record is from RefSeq and is a predicted model, not a curated record. The transcript is spliced from 6 exons. Gene Ontology annotation, cellular component: extracellular region. Bases 152 to 1378 code for a protein of 408 amino acids.